AUCCUGAGCAAUGGCUGCUCCGCUGGGAAGUGUUUCUUUGCUUGCGAGGGGACUGUAAUUUCAGUAAAACCACACGAAAAGGGUCAACGUUGUAUUAUGGCACCUGUUGUAAGAGUGCACGAUAAAGGUGACCAUUAUUUACCAGCCUUGCCGGUUAGAAAGGUCACAGAAGAUCAUCUAAUUUCAGCCCCCUGCAUGAGGACGGACACCUCCCGCUAGACCAGGCCGGUCAAAGCCCCAUCCAGCCUUUCGUUGCCUUUUGUGAUUUCUUCGUGCUUUGUCUUUGACCAUAUUAUGAGGCCUUUAAUAGUAUUAGUGAGUCAAAGCAUUUAAAAAAUUCUGAGCGUUUUCGUUCCAGUAACAUUUUACUGGAAUUGUAAACAUUGUAGAGGGUAAUAGCGCAACCUUCCUCACCCAAAUACUGAAAUAAACAAAUUAAUUAAGUUGGUCUGGUCGAUGGCAAUGGAAGAUGAUGAGGGUGAUACCAGCAUUUCUUUGCUGGUGUCACGGGUGCCUUAGCGUUUCACCAGGGAUACCUUCCAUGCCCACUCAGGACCAAGGCUUGAGAGGAUAAGAAUGCUUUUUCAUCACAAGAAAAGGUGCUGCAAAUGUGCUGUAGUUAAAUAAACCGGGAUCCUACAGUAAGCCUUUCUCACCAUAGGAAUGUUGUAUCUUAUCUGGGCAUAUGUUCCUGAGACUUGGCUGUUUUCAUUGGGACUAACAUACUGGCCUCAAAAGUACUGGGCGGUUGCUUUGCCAGCAUACCUACUAGUUGCUAUAGGAAUUGGUUAUAUAUUACUUUUUGGUAUUAACAUGAUGAGUACUGCUCCACUUAACUCCACACAUAACAUUACAGAUAACUAUGCAAAAAAGCAGCAACAGAAGAAAUUUCAAGAAGAAGCGAUUCCAGCAUUGAGGGAUAUUCCCAUCAGUGAAGUAAACAGAAUGUUUUUCCUUCCUGAAAAGGAAUCUGCAAUAGCAGAUAGUUGUUACUAAUUUCCAUUUGAAUAAAACAUUAGUAGAAGUGUUGCAUCAAAACUUCACCAAGCUAUGAAAAAAUGCUUUCUGUUAAUAGAACAAAGCUGCUUUUUUUUUUUUCUUUUCUGAAUUUCUAACUAAAUUUAUGCUAAGACAUUUCAUCGAAAUGCCUUGUUUUAACUGUUAUGCAUGUGCCUUACUGACCUUGGUCAUUGGUAUGAGAAUUAUGCCACGUUAAUUUAUCUAACCAUUCAUGAGUUAAAAAUAGGAUUCUAUUGCUUGUAGAUUUCUGCUGGUAAUGUCACUCUCAGAGUGAAGGAAAUAGCAUUUGAAUGUAGCUUAAUUUUAUUUCCCAUUGAAGUCAGGGAGAGAAAAUGAGUUCUGCAACUCAAAUGCAUGAGGCCCCCCCCCUUUUUUUUUUUUACAAAAUAAGUUAAUUUGAAAUGUUUACAUUGUAAAUAAACUGUUUUCAUGUGUAAAUAGUAAUAAAAUGUGGCUAAUUUUUACUUGA
This is a messenger RNA of Apus apus (common swift), 1489 nucleotides long. RefSeq names its product phosphatidylinositol glycan anchor biosynthesis class P (gene PIGP). NCBI's taxonomy places the organism in Eukaryota, Metazoa, Chordata, Aves, Apodiformes, Apodidae. Gene Ontology annotation, biological process: GPI anchor biosynthetic process. Gene Ontology annotation, molecular function: phosphatidylinositol N-acetylglucosaminyltransferase activity. Bases 664 to 996 code for a protein of 110 amino acids. The transcript has 4 exons. The record is from RefSeq and is a predicted model, not a curated record.